UUGAGUUUGAAUAUUGCCUCAGCCCAGAGUUUGGUACGGUUUCUCACUACCACCCAUUAUUAGCUUCGAAAACUUUAGGCGGGCGCAGCCGGCCAUGAUUCGCCGUGAGAUCCCCAGCAUCUAACGGUGGCAAGUAUUAAAAAACCCCGUAAGACUUUAGAUACCCGUCCAAAAAAAGAGUGCUUGAUGGUGAUAGUUUUGUCCCUUUCACUGCAGCUCUUAUGUUUACUCCUUUUAGCAAACAUUUUCUUUCUUGAUCUUGACAAUUUCCGCAUCUCCAUCUGAGUCUUUUUCUCACGGUUUUCUUUCACUUCACUCUCUCUUCUCGUCUUCCCACUCCAGUCUGUUUGAUUGUUCUAUCUUUUUUCCCAAAAGCCAAAACAAACUUUUAAAGACAUCAUUACAAGAAAGACCGUUUUCCGAGAAAAAAGAAGAUACCACUCCUAGUCGCAGAAGAAGAAACACAAGAUACUAUUUGGGAACACUUUCCAAUGGAUGAUACUUUAUGUGACUUUCUCGAAGAGCCUGAGUUUGGAGAAACCAACCUUGCCGGAGAUGACCUGUUUGCUCUUUUUGAGGGUUUAGAUGGUCUCCCUGAAUUUCCACCCUUCACUCCAUUGGAAGAAACGGGCGCUGCUACCCAAAAAGAUGGCGAGGAAGCUACGAGGUUGGUGUCCCAGAAGUCUACUUCUUCCAGCGCUCAACAGGAGUCGGAGACUGAGCCUGAAACUCCACCUAAGAGCAAGAGGCAGAAGCUAGCUUCUUCGGAGGAAACCAACCCAGAUGGGCAACAACGAAUGUCUCAUAUUACGGUUGAGCGCAACAGGAGGAAGCAAAUGAACGAACAUUUAUCGGUGUUGAGAUCGUUGAUGCCUUGCUUCUAUGUGAAAAGAGGAGAUCAAGCAUCGAUUAUUGGGGGCGUCGUGGAUUACAUCAACGAGUUGCAACAAGUUCUACAAUCGCUAGAGGCCAAGAAACAAAGAAAAGUUUACAGUGAGGUGUUAAGCCCUAGGAUAGUUUCAAGUCCAAGACCCUCACCUCUCAGCCCUAGAAAACCACCUCUAAGUCCAAGAAUUAACUUGCCGAUAAGCCCAAGAACCCCUCAACCCGGUAGCCCUUACAGGCCGAGGUUGCAGCAAGGCUACCUCUCUCCGACCAUGACUAGUUCGCUCGAACCUUCUCCUACUUCUUCCGCUUCCUCCGUGGACAACGUCAACGAGCUCGUUGCAAACUCCAAGUCUCCGAUUGCUGAUGUGGAAGUCAAGUUUUCGGGCCCAAAUCUUCUUUUGAAGACGGUAUCCCCUCGGAUCCCUGGUCAAGCUGUGAAAAUAAUCUCCGCCCUUGAGGACCUCUCGCUCGAAAUUCUCCAUGUCAACAUUAACACCGCUGAUGAAACCAUGCUUAAUUCCUUCACCAUCAAGAUUGGAAUUGAAUGCCAACUGAGUGCAGAAGAACUCGCUCACCAAGUCCAGCAAACAUUCUGCUAAGCUUUACUCAUCAUAGUUUUCACCCUUUCCAGGCUCAAGCUUCUACCCCUAACAAGACUCUUCCUCUCUAAUCUGUUUCAAAAAGCUGCUACAAUAAAAUAAAAAACAGAAGAGUAUGGAAGGGCAUUGGCAUUUUACCUUCAUUUCCUAUAUAUUAACAACUUAAUGUAAUUGUAGAUUAGUGAUCAUGACUUGCAUCACCUAGUGUAACACCCUUGUAAUUUUUGCAGUCUCAAGGUUUAAUUAUUUUGCAUAUUUGCAUGUACGGACAU
Molecule: messenger RNA, 1759 nt
Organism: Theobroma umbraticum
Lineage: Eukaryota; Viridiplantae; Streptophyta; Magnoliopsida; Malvales; Malvaceae
Gene: SPCH
Product: basic helix-loop-helix (bHLH) DNA-binding superfamily protein
Biological process (GO): stomatal complex development; guard cell differentiation; positive regulation of DNA-templated transcription
Cellular component (GO): nucleus
Molecular function (GO): DNA-binding transcription factor activity; protein dimerization activity
Source: RefSeq, a predicted model, not a curated record